Molecule: messenger RNA, 2169 nt
Organism: Hansenula anomala
Lineage: Eukaryota; Fungi; Ascomycota; Saccharomycetes; Phaffomycetales; Wickerhamomycetaceae
Product: putative phosphotransferase
Exons: 1
Coding region: 1-2169 (722 amino acids)
Biological process (GO): carbohydrate metabolic process
Molecular function (GO): kinase activity; phosphotransferase activity, alcohol group as acceptor
Source: RefSeq, a predicted model, not a curated record
AUGGUCGUCACUAGUCGUUCAAGAUCAACCCUUACCCUAAACCAACAAGCCUUGCUAAACAACCCAUCUUCUGUUGAUACCUCCGUAUUUUACGUUGGUGUUGAUGUUGGAACAGGGAGUGCCAGGGCCGCUGUUGUUGAUAAUACUGGUUCAAUUUUAGCGUUAGCUGAAAGACCAAUCAAUAGACAAGAAUUGAAACCAGACUAUAUCACUCAAUCCACUACUGAAAUUUGGGACGCCAUUUCAUACUGUGUCAAAUCAUCUGUUCGUGAUGCAGGCGUUGACCCUGCCCAAAUCUUGGGUAUUGGGUUUGAUGCUACUUGUUCCUUGGUUGCGGUUAAUUCCAAAGAUGAUUCUCCAUUUGCUGUUGGUCCUGAUUUCCAAAACCCAGAUCAAGAUGUCAUUUUAUGGAUGGAUCAUAGAGCAGUUACUGAAACUGAUGAAAUUAACGCCACUGGUGACAAGUGCUUAAAAUAUGUUGGUGGUACAAUGUCAAUUGAAAUGGAAUUACCAAAGAUGAAAUGGUUGAAGAACAAUUUACCAAGUGAAAAGUUCAAACAAGCUAAAUUUUACGAUUUGGCAGAUUUCUUAACCCACAGAGCUACUGGUUCCGAAGCUAGAUCUUAUUGUUCAACAACCUGUAAACAAGGCUUCUUACCACCAGGAGUUGAAGGAUCCAAGCAUGGGUGGUCAAAAGAGUUUUUAGAAACAAUCAAUAUGCCUGAAUUAGUUGAAGACAAUUUCAAGAGAUUAGGUGGUGCACCAGGUCUUGGUGGUCAAUGGUUAAGUGCCGGUGAUACAGUGGGUCCAUUAUCUGAAAAAGCCGCUGAAGAAUUAGGCUUAACAACAAGUACUUAUGUUGGAUCAGGUGUCAUUGAUGCUUAUGCUGGUUGGGUUGGUACCGUUGCAGCUCAAACUGAUAUUGAUAUCCCUGCUUUAGUGGAGAGGGAAGAAAGCAAAAAAGGUAUGGAUAAAUCUGCAGGUAGAUUAGCAGCCGUUGCAGGUACUUCAACUUGUCACAUUGCCCUUUCAAAAGAUCCGAUCUUUGUUGAAGGUGUCUGGGGUCCUUAUCGUGAUGUUAUUGCACCAGGGUUCUGGUUAGCUGAAGGUGGACAAAGUUGUACUGGUGCUCUUUUAGCUCAUGUUUUAAACACACAUCCUGCCUACUCAGAAUUGGCUAGACUAGCUGAUCAAUCUAAUGUUUCCAAGUUUGAUUACUUGAAUUCAAGAUUAGAAGCUUUAACAAGACAACGUGGAUCUAGAUCAGUUGUUGCUUUAGCCAAACAUUUAUUCUUCUACGGUGACUACCAUGGUAAUAGAUCCCCAAUUGCCGAUCCAAGAAUGAAGGCUGCUAUUGUUGGUCAAUCAAUGGAUACUUCAGUUGAUGACUUGGCCGUCACUUAUUUAGGUGCCUGUGAAUUCAUUGCUCAACAAACUAGACAAAUUGUGGAAAAGAUGGAAAAAUCCGGUCAUAAUUUGUCUUCCAUCUUUAUGUCUGGUGGUCAAUGUAGAAAUGGUUUAUUGAUGAGAUUAUUAGCUGAUUGUACAGGUUUACCAAUCAUUAUUCCAAGAUACAUUGAUGCUGCUGUUGUCUUUGGUGCUGCAUUAUUAGGUGCUGUUGCUGCUAAAGAUGCAAUCAAAUCAAAAUCGAGAUCAAGAUCAUCUUCAUUCAAACUUCCUUCAAGCUUGGUUAAUAAACCAUUAGAUCUUGCUACUGCUCAAAAAGAUUUGGCUUCACCAUAUACUGCUCCUUCAGCCACUGCAAGUACUACAAAUAUGUCUGCAAUUGCACAUUCUUCAGGUGGUUUCCCAUUCCCAAUGACCCCAGCUAAAGAGGCAACAUUGGAUGAAGAAGAUUCAGAAGGUGAAGAACAAACUAUUUCAUUUGGUUCAAAUAAAACAACUCAAAAAGAUGUUAGUGAAAAGAUUAAAGACUUAAAAAUACAAGAAGCUAAAAAGAAUCAAGAACCUGGUGAAGAAUUAUGGAAUGUUAUGGUUAAGUUAUCUGGUGGCGGUAAAGUUGUUGUUCCAUGUCCAGAAGAUAAUCCAGAUAGAGUCUUAUUAAAUGCUAAAUAUAAAAUCUUUUUAGAUCAAGCUGAAACUCAACAAAAAUAUCGUGAAUUGGUUGAUGGUGUUGAGAUAGCUCUUGCCAAAAAGACUAAAGCUUAG